AUGGUCACUGCUUUUGAAGCAAGCAUUUUGGACGUCGAUCGAGACGAAUCCAUCGGGUAUCAGACUCACAGCAAAUUACUCAAUGGUGUUGAAUGUAAGUGAAUGAGUUCGUAGCUCCAUCAAAAAGGAGCACAUUUCAGUCUCUUUCUCGUCAUGUCUCAAACACUGCACUAGCUACUUCUGCGGCGACAAUGUCUCUCGCCCUGUUCGAGCCGUUUCUCAAGGUGAGUCAUCUCCGAUCAGUUUUCCCAAAUUCAAUUGUCUUUAUGCAGACGAAGCCUUCGAGACAUCGAUGAGAGAGAUGCAAGUGAUUGCCAGAAUCGCCACUGCAAUCUACGUGCAACGAGGGCUUAUCGAGGGGACCAUCCCGGCCGAUGAGCUCAUUUCGGACCUGCUUCGGAUGGGAACGGUCAUUCCCAAUCACAUCAUCGGAAUGGACAAGAAGAAUCUGACGGACGCACUCCAGGCACUUCAGGAUCUGCCGACGAAACUGAAGGACACGGCGAGGAUGGACGGGGUGCUGAAAUUGCUGGAUUCGUUGCGGAAAGACGUGGAGGGAAGUGGCGACGUCGGAAAUUGGGACAGUUCUGUCUUCAAGUCGGACGUCGAGGCGAUGGCUCGGAAUGGACUCAACUUGACGUUCGUGGCCAAGCUCGACCAAUACAUAUCGGAGUUUCGUAGUAUUCAAGGUAAUAACGUUAUUAUUUUACAAGUAAAAAGAUUUUACCUGUACCGUUUUUAAGGGUUUCUCAUGAACGAUGCGUUUUCAAAGUCGAAUGCUGAAAAUUAUUUCCUGAAAAUCAAAAAAGCAGUCGACGAGUUGAUUUCUAUGGCCGGAACGAUCAUGUCUGAAAGCUCAAAAGUUCUGAAGCUUGCUCGAAGUGAAAAUGCCACGUCAGCAAUGGGACCAAUCAUGAAAGCGGUCGCCGGCUACGAAAAGUUCCAAAAAAUUGAAACUGAAACGAUUCAUACUUCGAAAGAUACGGCCGACUUACAAUCAAUCAGCGAUAACUUCGAUCUUCUGUUCAACACCACGCGACAGAUGAAAGAAGUUCAGCCUCUGUUGGACUUUGUCAAGAAACUGAUCGACGCGCAGAGUGUUGCCGGAGAGACACAGUCGCCGAAGCACACUGCCGGAUGGACGAAAGGAGCAGGCGACAUCAACCAACUGUUCACCGAUGUCGACAGUCCGUGGAUCGGUCAAGUGGUGAAGGAGAACAGACUGUCGAAGUCGUUCAAUCCACUGAAGAAUCUCGGAGCACCUUUCGAUUCAAUCCAUCGGCAACUCGAACUAGGGCUGUCUUCUCAAAUCGCCCAGCUCAUAGUCCAUUCGAACGAGCUCAUUCCAGAAACUUCAAAGGAACUGUCAUCAGCUGCUAACGGUCUCCACACUUGCCGAACCGCCUUCGCUCCACAAUCAGUACAAGUUGCCGAUAUUUCCAGUCUCCGAGCCACUGUGGAAUCACUUGAUGCGACUAUGACCACUUUACGCACGGCGGUGAGGAAUGUGACUGAUCAAUUGACGAGCGGACUGCAAAUGUUCAAGGACAUCAGUGCAAUGUGCAAAGAAGCCAAAGAAAAACCGGAGGAACUAGAGAGCGUCGUUGAGAAAUUCAAGAACUAUAAAGAUCUGGACAAUAUGAAGAAGCUGGUUGCAGAUGUAGAUCUACUUCUGGCGCCUUUGAAUGCAGAAAAUAGCAAAGGAGAUAUAAAAACAGCCGCUCAAAAAAUUGUUGGUAACUUCACUGUCGUAGAAACUACGAAGAAUUCUCUGAAAGGGUACGGAAAUUUCUUCACGUGUCUCCAGAAUGUGAGGUUAUCCGAUUCGGUGGUCAAAUCGCUUGAGAAAACGAGAAAUCUGAGAACGAGCCAAGCAUCGUCUCCAGCGAACCAAGGACAACAAAUCGCGAAAAAAGUCGUCAGCACCGCGGACCAACUGGCAGCCGUCAAAGAGAUUCUGGAGAAGAUGAAAGAGUUCAGAAGCGCCGAGGCCGAUGCUCUGACGCUCUUCGAAGACUCGCACACGCAUUCCGCAGUCAUCGGAGCAUCCACUCGAGCAGUCAUGCGAAUGAGCACGCUGUUGGAUAAGAAAUUAUUGAUUGACGAAAUCACCAAAAACUAUGAAGUUGUCAAGGCCAAGAUGACAUUGGAUCGGAAACCGUUCACCAAGGAAGAUGAGAACACGUUGAAGUCGAUUGCCUCAAUUAAACCGCUCUUUGCCGGAUUGUUCACCGAACUGUCAAAGUGGAAGAUCAGCAUCAAAACGAGUGGAUCCACUGCUUUGAAGAAGCGCGCGAAUCUGUUUCCAUCCACCACGUCGAUCAGUGUCCAGACGGAUUUGAAGGCUUUGAUUGCGAGUGUGACCAAAUUGGAACGAAAUGUGACUGAUCCGGACGUCAAGACGAAGCUGAAGGAGAUUAUAACUGCGCUCGUCACUCUCGACGACAUUGGUCUCAAUUUCUCGGACGCUCAACCGUCUUUCGACAAGGUCAACGCUUCGUUGGCUGCUCUGGACGACUUCUUUGCCAAGUACAGCCGGAAACUCGCACCGUCUCAAUCGCAACAAUCGAUGUCUGCUUUGCAGAACAACACUUUGAGGGUGAUUGCUGUUGCGGCGAGCACGGCGGCUCCGUCGUUUUUCGAGUGAGUUUCAAACGUUUUAGUAAUCGAAACUGGAAUGUUUCAGAGAAAACCAAACCUACGUAAUCAUCGCUAUCGUUGUGGUUGUUAUCUUACUCGUCGCGGGUGUAUCUGGAAUCAUUGCAUACCUAAAGCAUAAAAAGAAGGAGGAGGAAAAUGAAAGAGAACGAAUUGAAGCUGAAAAGGAAAGAAGAAAACGUGACACAAGCACGAGUACACCGGAAAGUGCGGAGAAUGAAGCUGUACAUGCGGCUCCCGUGGUUCCAGUGGCUCCAGUGGCUGCUCCGGCUCCUCCCGCUGUUGAUAAAAAGGCUGAACUGUCUCUUCAGAAGACGCAAAGUACGUUGAACGUUUUCUGGAAAGAAAUUGAUGAACAAUUGCAGAAAUCAUCGUGCCCAAAAUGAAAACUUCUGCUAUGAACAAGCACAUCACCGACAUGUACAGUUAUUACAAGAACGCUUACCAACGGAUGGAUGUAAGAAAGUGCCUGGCGGGCGCCACUUUCAAUUCUGGCUUUAUUGAAUUUUAUUGCCAAAUGUUCGAAUCCGUAGAAACGUACACGCGGAUCUGUCCCGAUCUGGAAGCCCUCAUCAGUGAAGAGACGCGGUGAGCCACUUGUGAUCGCUGUUCUCAUACAAUAGUCUUUUGCAUUUCAGAGCCACCAUUUUCUUGAUGCCGACAUCGAGAGUGUUCGCAAAGGGAUGGCCAGAGUGGAACAGUCAUCGCGGAAGCGAGUACAUGCACGCGAAUCGGCUCACCUGCCCCAACCAGCUGCAGUUCAUCAUGAUGCAAGGGCCUCUGGCGGAGGACAUCGAGUCCAGGAAACGGUCGACAAUUGAGAAAGCGUGGUGGAUGAUGAAAGAGGAGCGGACCGAGUUCAUUGUCAUGUUGUGCAAGACAGUCGAGACUGGUUUGUGCUCGCCGCGAAACGUUCCCACCUCGAAACUCAUUAUUGCAGUGGAACGAGAUGGCCAAACAGUACAAUUAGAAAAGUGUGCUCAGUACUUUCCGGAAGAGCAGGGCCAGGUCUUGCAGUUUGAUAGGCUGAAGGUGACGUGCGCGGAGAAGACGACGCCCAACAGGGAAGUCAUCGUGAGGAAACUGAGUGCCGAGUUUGAGUGAGUUGGACUUGCCCCCCCCCUUGGAAACAUUUGUUCCUAUUCUACUCGUUCAGAGGGCUGUCCGCGUUCACCGUGACGCACUUCCAACACAUUGAGUGGCCUGACCAUUCGGUGCCAAGAGAAUAUGAUGGCAACAUCUUCAUACUGAAGCAGAUUCGCAAGAGCCUGGAAGCAAUCGUUGUUCACUGUUCCGCCGGAGUCGGACGUACCGGCACUUUUGUCUGUGAGUCGUUUUGUUAUUGUUGGUCUUCUGACACGUCCAACUGGGACGAAUUGCAGACGCCGAAGUCGCUUAUCAAACACUGGCCAACAACGGAUGUAUGGACCCGGCGGCUGUGUUAAGACAAGUGCGUGAUUCUCGUGCGAUGGCUAUCGAGAAGGAGAUUCAACUGGCCUACGGCAACAUGCUUGUUUAUCACUACGCAGAUGUUGUGAGUAGAAUUCACUCGAUCUCAAGCCGCAUCUAUCCAUUAUUUUCAGGGAAUGCUGACGGUGGAAAACGCCCGACAUUUUGAGAGUAUGAAGAACGGAAUGAUCAAGUUCAGAGAAGUCGAGCAUAUUUUGAAUGCCAGAAAUAAAGAGAAGGAUGAAUCCCGGGAAUAUUUGAAGAGAGAGGGCAUGGCGAGGAAGAAGAAUAUGAAGAAGAAUGAGAAGAAGAAUGUGAAGAAGAAUGAGAAGAAGCAUAAGAAGAAGAGCAAGGAUGCGACCGUCGAUGCCACUCAGGACGACGCGUCGGAACUGAGAACGGCCGGCGGAAGUGAAGAUGAAAGUGAAAUGGAGUUCGACCCCGAGUUUGUCGAAGAAAACAAACAUUUGCCCGACAGUUGGCCGUGGCAGAAGCACGACGACGUCCCGAAGAAGGUGAAGAAACGGUCAUGUUGUGUGAUUAUGUGA
Caenorhabditis sp. 36 PRJEB53466 is the source of this 4655-nucleotide messenger RNA. Lineage: Eukaryota; Metazoa; Nematoda; Chromadorea; Rhabditida; Rhabditidae. The record is from the annotation of a GenBank genome assembly.